GGCGCGCUAGCUGUCGUGGGUUACCUGCGGCCUGUGGGCGCCUGGUCUGGAGGCCUGUGCCGAGCGCCGGAGCCGGGGAGGUCGGGAAGACAGCUAUAUGACUUUGGCUUUCAAGAUACUCUUCCCACAAAACCUUCGUGCUCUUGGCCAAAAAGAACUCUGCCUAUUCCGACAACAAUAUCACUGGCCUGACAUAAGACAGUUCAGCCAGUGGUCAGAAACAGAUCUGCUUUGUGGGUGCUGCCUCCUUCAGAGAAGAAAGCCUGUUCAGUCAUUCCAGGGAGGCAAUCUAAGCCCACGUGCCACCCGCCUUGUUUUCUUGUCAGGGUCGCAUGUGGGACUUUGCAGUGGCCCCUGUGAGAUGGCAGAACAACGGUUCUGUGUGGACUACGCUAAGCGUGGCACAGCCGGCUGCAAAAAAUGCAAGGAAAAAAUUGUGAAGGGUGUAUGCCGAAUUGGCAAAGUGGUACCCAAUCCUUUCUCAGAGUCUGGGGGUGAUAUGAAAGAGUGGUACCAUAUUAAAUGCAUGUUUGAGAAACUAGAGCGGGCUCGGGCCACCACAAAAAAGAUUGAAGACCUCACAGAGCUGGAAGGCUGGGAAGAGCUGGAAGAUAACGAAAAGGAACAGAUAAACCAACACAUUGCAGAUCUGUCUUCUAAGGCAACAGGCACACCAAAGAAGAAAGCUGUUGUCCAGGCUAAAUUGACAACCACUGGCCAGGUGACAUCCCCAGUGAAAGGCACUUCCUUUAUCACCAAUACAAGUCCCCGGAAAUUUUCUGGCUUUUCAGGUAAGAUAGGUUAGGGUUACUUUAGCUGUUAAUGGUCACUUUUUUCUUUUGGUAUCUUAAUUUGAGGCUCUGGCUAAAUGAAAAUUCUUGGUAAUUUGUUUCUAUCUGGGCAGAGAUAGUACUGGCUAGUUAUCUAUG
Castor canadensis (American beaver) is the source of this 929-nucleotide messenger RNA. The record is from RefSeq and is a predicted model, not a curated record. Lineage: Eukaryota; Metazoa; Chordata; Mammalia; Rodentia; Castoridae.